AUGUCGACAUCAGCAAAAGAUGCAUCACCAGAAGCAACAGCAAACGGCAAGGGAAGCACAGAAGAUAGUAGAGCCGCACUUAGGGGGACAUUUUUUACAUUUGGACUCAGAUUGAUUUCCUUUGCUUGCACUCAAGUAACUUUGCGAUAUCUAGACCCGACUGCUCUCGGACGUGCCAGUAUCCAACUAGAACUUCUCUUGACUACUGUCCUAUUCUUUAGUCGUGAAGGUUUUCGAUUGGCACUCACCAGAAACUUGACAGCAGAAUCCUGGAAUGUGGCUUGGCUUACGAUACCGUUGGUAAGUCUGGUAGCAGGAUUGGCUCUUGUUUGGCAUUUGUCACGGACGUUGUAUUCGGGAUCAGCUGGCGAAGUUGAUUCUGAUUAUGUGAUGGCAGGAGCUCUUUAUUGUUUAGCAUCUUGGAUCGAGGGAUGCGCAGAGCCAGCCGUGCUGCAUUUCCUUCGUCGUAUGGAUACACCCAAACGUUCGUCUGCAGAAGCCUUGGGAACAAUGGCUAAAGCAUUUGCAACUGUUGUGGGGCUUCAAUACCUUGGACCUACUUCGGUGACGGCUUUUGGGUUGUCGCAGCUACUCUAUUCCCUGACCUAUGCCAUCUACCUCUACUGGAAUGCUUGGAAUACCUUGCCAAUGCCGAAUCGAACCUUUGAUGGUGCAACAUGCUCCCGCGCAUUCCAGUUUACUCUGCAGGGUGUCUUCAAGCACUUGUUGACGGAAGCCGACAAAAUUGUACUGACUACACUCAGUGACAGCUACAAUCAAGGUGUCUAUGCCAUGGGGAGUUCCUAUGGUGGAUUGGCAGCUCGGAUUCUUCUACAACCAUUGGAAGAAAAUGCACGGUUGCUUUUGAGUCGACUGGCCAUGCGGCAUGCAUUUGCAGAGUUGGAACAAUCCUUUUUGAUUUUCGUAAAGCUCGUGCUAUACAUUGGACUCCUGUUCAGUUUUGUAGCUGUAAACUACACCAACCUGCUGCUCUGCUUGUUGGCAGGGCGAGAAUGGGGAAGCAACGAAGAAGCGGCGAACGUGCUGAGUGCUUUUUGCGUUUACACCGCAUUUCUUGCAGCCAAUGGUAUGACAGAGGCAUUUGUCUACGGUGUCACUAGAGCUGGAAUGAUGGAGGUUGGAAUUUCUCACGCAGUAACGGGGAUCACCUUGGUAGUUCUGGCGCCAUGGGCAACGGCAAAGGGGGCUGCGGCUGGUUUAGUAGCAGUCAACUGCUUGGCAAUGCUGAUGCGGUCAUGUUUCUCGCUCCACCUGGCUUCCAAAUACUUCGGAGAAAAAGAGUCGAAGCCUCCCAGAAUGGUACUUUUAAGGCUACUACGAAAUAUGAGCCCCCAUCCGAUGGUAAUUGCAUCCUAUGGACUAUCAUGGGCUGUAACUCGGCACACGCUUGGAAAGAUAAAGGAAAGAGGGUUCCAUACGGCACUACAGAUUCGGAACAAAGAGUGGUUAUGGUUAACAGGACAUCACUUGGUAGCGGGAGUCUUUUGUGUGGUGGUGACUCUUAGUCUUGCCAUUACCAUGGACCGUCAGUUCAUUCGUUCGUUCCGAUUGAUGAUACGACAAAAGAAUGACUAG
Molecule: messenger RNA, 1596 nt
Organism: Cylindrotheca closterium
Lineage: Eukaryota; Bacillariophyta; Bacillariophyceae; Bacillariales; Bacillariaceae
Source: the annotation of a GenBank genome assembly